Molecule: messenger RNA, 574 nt
Organism: Saccostrea cuccullata (small rock oyster)
Lineage: Eukaryota; Metazoa; Mollusca; Bivalvia; Ostreida; Ostreidae
Product: multiple epidermal growth factor-like domains protein 10
Exons: 5
Coding region: 1-573 (190 amino acids)
Source: RefSeq, a predicted model, not a curated record
AUGAAUUGUCAUUUUAUUUUGAUGCUGAUUUUUGUCUUAGAGAUAAACAAUGAACUGAUGACUGAAAACCCCGGAAUUUGCUCCAUUAAUGCAUUAAGUGAAAUUAUCGCUUGCUGUCAUAAUUAUUAUAAAAAUGGCAAUUUCUGCUUAGCAUGUCCUCUUGGAACAUUUGGGUCAAACUGCAACGAAACUUGUCCAGAAGGUUUCUAUGGGCACCUGUGCAAAACGAAAUGCGGUUGUCGUCAAUGUGAUAAAGUCAAUGGCUGUCUUGUGAGAACUGGUGAAAACAGCAUAACGAAAGAGGAAAUCUACCUUUCAUCUCUCGGAGCUCUUUCUUUUAUGGUUUGCUUGUUAAUUGGAUACAUUAUUCGGAAGAAAUGUUUUCGGAUGCGGAGUCCAGGUAUAUAUCUUCAACCUUUUGUUGGAAGUGAAAGACCUGUUGCAUUACAGAAUGAUUAUGAAUUCCUAAAUCGACACAAAGAUGAACAAUCAUGCACUGCACAAGAAAAGCAAAUCACUGAUUUUGAACUGAAUAAUACAAAUACUCCAAAUCCGUACAUAGAAGUUUUGUAAA